AUGCAGAAAUCCACUGACAGUGAUGAUUUGAGCGACGAAGGAGAACUCACAGUGAAAAUGGAGUCAGAAAUGUCACCACAGUAUUCAAUUCAAGAUGACCAGGAUGGGGACGAUGGCGAGAAUGAUAGUGCACAUGCUCAAGUAUAUGAAAGACAGUCCAAGCGUAUGAGAGAUAAACACUCGGCUAAGGAAACCACCAAAGGAAAGAAGCGCAGGAGGGAUGAAGAUAAAGUCGGCUCAUCACGGGAAGAGCUCCUACACCAGCAGGUAGAUGAAUACAGUAAUUCUGCCACAUCCGCUGUUGUCACCAACACCCCAGCUGAUUCAACACAGGCAGUUGCAGCAGCUUCAGAAAAUAUUGCGCCAACUGCCCAAGCCAUGGCUGCAAACCUUCAGGGAGCUCAGCAACCCCAGCAGCACAUGCAGCAGUAUUACCAUCACAUGACCGACGAAAUGAGAGACUCUUUAGAUUUGCUGUCGGAGCCAAAAAACGAGUUUUACGGGAAUGAGUACAAUAGCGGAGAGUACAAUGAAGCCAAGCCACUUGCCGAUCUACUUAUGAAUCCUACGAUAGUCAGCUACAGCCAGGAGGGGAACAGCUUCUCUCAGGCCCAGCCGAUUUUCAGCACAAGUCAGAUGAUAGCCCAGGCUUACAGCCAUGCUCAGCAGAUGGGGUCUGCCCCGAUUUUCAGCCAAGUGGUGUCCAGCACCAACACCUAUCCUCAGAGUGUCCCCACGCAGGUGGCAGGGAAUAUGAAUGUGACGGUGGUCAGUUCCCACCAGGGACAGGAGGUGACUACAAAUCAAAAUAACCAGCAGCAGCAACAGCAGCAGACACAGACGAUUGAUGUGAACGGACAGCAGGUGCAAGCCCAGGUGGUGGGCCAGGCUCAGAUGACCGCUCAGCAGGUCCAGAAUUAUGCUGAUGCAUACGCAGCUCAGGUCAGUGCUGAUUCGGUUGUCCAGCAACAGCAGGGUCAGGUGGUGACAUUCUCCCUUGCUGGUGGUCAGAAUAUGAUUAUUGCUUCUCCUCAUGCCCAGCACGCUGGACAGAACUAUGUCAUCCAGUCCCAUGGUGCUCAGCAUGGUCAGAACAUCCUCAUAGCUGCCCCAGGGCAGCAGACCAUGUCAGGUAAUUUUAUUGUGAAAACUGAAGGAGAUGACAUGGGCCACAACUUAGUGCUCACACAGCAGAAUCUGCAGCAGGCUUUGGGUCAGAAUAUGCUUCUAACUCAAGAUGGACAGUUAACCACAGCAGGUGGGGGUGAUAGCGUUGUUCUGACCUCGGCAGAUGGUCAGCAGAGGCAUCAUAUCCAGACUACCAGGCAGAUCCAGCCUGCUCCGCAUCCCCAACAACAGAUGAUUGCCCAAGGUAUCCCAAUACAGGCUGGUGGAGGACAGAUGCCACAGGUGUCUUUAGUUUUGCCUCAGGUAAAUUCCCUGUUCCCACAGAUUCAGACCUCUGCAGCAUCAAUCAAUCCACAGGCUUUCCUUCAGGUGUGUGCCAUGAUGGACAAGACAAUGGCUGUGGUGAAAGAAUCCCACAGUGUUCUGUUGGAGUUGAAUAAAAGAGUAGAGAGGAUUGAGAACCAUCCUUUCCUUCAGUCUGUGGCUUUGGCUGCAGCUGCCCAGUCCAAGAUUGUCAAGCCCAAGCCUAAACCCAAUGUUCCAGGAAGUUCUACUCCAUCACCAGCCACACCCACAAGUGCAAACUCUAUGGUUACUAAAGCUAACCUGAAAGCUGCCCUGUCCAGCUACCUUACCAUCUCAGAUUACACUGCAACAGAUGAGCUAAAGCGCAGUGAUUCCAACUCUGAUCUCUUUAUUCCUGUGGGCACAGUGUCCAUGUUACAAGGCCAAGGCAUGCUAGAGGCACCCAGCCCAAGUGAAACCCCCGAAACUGCCUCUAGCACAGUCCAGGAGCAUGACCAGGACCUCCUGCCAAUAGUUCUAAGCGGUAUGGGAAAUGGGGUCACUGCAGGGGUUCCAACUUCGGACAUCAACGUGCCCAUUGUUGACAGCCAGAGUGGUAUUGCUGUAACCUUGUUUGAUGAGGGCAAUGAGAACCAGAAGUUUGCACUGGGGCCAGGUAGCGGCAAAGAACCAAAUGCCAGAUUCUCAAAUACCUCAGCUACUCCUAAAACCGUCAUCCUAGACCCACGCUUCUGGGAAAUCCUGGUUGAGGAUUUCCAGAAGAAUAUGAACUCUGACCAGCUCAUCUCAGCCAUGUCCUCGACUCGCAAACCAUUAGUUCGCAGCAUUGGAACAUCCGAGAUCAGCAUCUGCUCCACAGUUCUCAAGGAAGCAGAGUCGGCUUGCCAGGGACGCCGCGAGCGUCUGGCCAAAGAGCUUGUGUUCAGGAUUUUCACCCUGGGGGAAGUCUACGAUCGUAAUGUGUCCGGCGUGUUUUACAUUAACGGCAAAAAGAUGGAAAAUAAAAAUAAAGCCCUUGAUCCUGCCAAGAUGGCAGCCAUCCACUACCUAGUGAUGAAGUACCCACCCAGUGUGGUCGACAACCCCAGACUGGAAAGGUUGGUGUGGAAAAACUGUGUGGACAGGAUUAAUGAUGCCCUCCGGCGGAUCUACAACUGGAUCCACAAGAUUGUGGAUGUGACUAACAUCAUGGAAAAGCUCCCAACAGAAAGCAUCAUGAUGCAUUAG
Messenger RNA from Candidula unifasciata, 2661 nucleotides. NCBI's taxonomy places the organism in Eukaryota, Metazoa, Mollusca, Gastropoda, Stylommatophora, Geomitridae. The record is from the annotation of a GenBank genome assembly.